Coprinopsis cinerea okayama7#130 is the source of this 1404-nucleotide messenger RNA. RefSeq names its product mitochondrial import inner membrane translocase subunit TIM54. NCBI's taxonomy places the organism in Eukaryota, Fungi, Basidiomycota, Agaricomycetes, Agaricales, Psathyrellaceae. The coding region runs from base 1 to 1404 and encodes 467 amino acids. The record is from RefSeq and is a predicted model, not a curated record. The transcript is spliced from 2 exons.
AUGUCGACGCAAAAUGUCGAUCCUCCGGUGAAACCAGAACCUCCAGCUGCCGCUGCAGCACCCAAGCCACCUUCAGGAAUCCGCACCGUCCUUCGGUAUACCGGAAUCCCAGUCUCAUGGCUUGACAAGAAACCCAAAUUGCCCAGUCGUAACUGGAUGAUAUUCCUUUCAAUAACGUCGACAUGUAUUGGGUAUUAUGCGUACGACAGGAGACAGUGCAGGAGGAUAAAGCAGGAAUACAUUGACAAGGUCAAAGACCUGGCAGAGGAGCGUCUCAAUCCUCUCGAGCCUCCUCGAAAAGUCACCGUCUAUGGAGCUAAAUGGCCGGGUGACGAGGACUACGACCAGGCCUUGAAAUAUUUCCGCAAGUACGUCAAGCCAAUUCUGGUGGCCGCAGCCAUCGACUUUGACAUGAUCCACGGAAAGCGGCAAGGUGACAUUGCUCGACGCGUUGCUGAAGACACUCGGAAACGUCGACGACUGGAUUUGGGUAUCGACCAACCCUCAGAGGCGGCCAAACUCCUACCCACGUAUAAACCUGUGGAAGAAGUCCGUCGACGCGAAUUGGAGGGCGGUAUCGUCAUCGUUGGCCGACACACUUUCAAAGAGUUCAUGGUUGGCUUGAAACGGGGCUGGACGCGAGGGCUCAACAAAGUCGACGAAGACGAAGAGCUGUCCAAGAUUCUGGACGAAGACCACCACUUCGACGAAGUCGACGACUCGGAAGACUCGACAGCGUCAAACCCAGCUUCACAUUCGCCUGUCUUCUCAAUGUCAACGUAUAAAGCCCCCAAAGAGCAGGAAACCUCCACCGACAACCAGGACGCCCCUGCCACCAUUCCGCAACUCCCUCCCCUUCUUCUCGUGCCAUUCCAUAACCGCAUUGGACUUACUCAGAUUCCACUCAUGAUCUGGGACUGGUUCAACCGACGGAAGUGGGUCCAAUCCGGUGCUGAGGCGGGUUAUCGACUCGUCAUGGCUCAAACGCGGCCCAUCGACGUUCCCCUCAGGCUCUCCGAAGAAGAGUCGACUCUCGACUCCACCGCCGAAUCCAACAACGGCGACUUGGACUUCGAUAAAGACGCCGACUUGUUGUUCAAAAAGUCCCUGCACAAGAUUGAAGAAGAGACAGAGAAGGAACGCGCCUCGUACUACAAGAAACUCCCGGCUAAAUUGGAGACUGCGCGAGCCCUCGCACGCGGUACUCGUGAACCUACCAAAGAUGAAUUGUCCACGCCUCCCCCGACCGAAGUCGAGCUUCGCGCUGAGAGGUUGAAGAAGGAGCGAAGAUGGCGCAAUGAUGUGGAGAGUUGGAACCUCAUUAAACCUUCCGCGUCAGUCGAAUGGGAUGAAAGACUUCGGGACGCAUUGCGCGUAUUCACAGACCCGUCCAAAAGCGCUUGA